Siniperca chuatsi (mandarin fish) is the source of this 1731-nucleotide messenger RNA. It is a transcript of the gene bckdhb, whose product is annotated as branched chain keto acid dehydrogenase E1 subunit beta. Gene Ontology annotation, molecular function: catalytic activity. The transcript is spliced from 11 exons. Gene Ontology annotation, biological process: response to nutrient; branched-chain amino acid catabolic process. The coding region runs from base 68 to 1249 and encodes 393 amino acids. The record is from RefSeq and is a predicted model, not a curated record. NCBI's taxonomy places the organism in Eukaryota, Metazoa, Chordata, Actinopteri, Centrarchiformes, Sinipercidae.
GUCUCGCUUUACUAGACGAUCUUCACACUUUGAUUCACCUUACCCUUCCCAGUCAGCCAUAACAACAAUGAUGGCGGCUGCUGCACGGUUCUUCAUCCGAGGUGCAAACUCGAAACUUUGCGUCUCUGGUAUUGGCACCGGGGCUCAGAGCUCUUUUGGUGCCAGUCUGCUGAAAUUGUCGCCGAGCUGCAACUCCCAUACAAAAACACAGCGAAGACAUGCAACGCAUUUUACCUACCAGCCUGACCCUGUCCCGACACAAUAUGGUCCCACCCAAAAGAUGAACUUGUUCCAGUCAGUUACAAGUGCCUUGGACAACACUCUGGCCAGUGAUCCAACAGCAGUCAUCUUUGGGGAAGAUGUUGCCUUUGGUGGAGUAUUCCGAUGCACAGUGGGUCUGAGAGACAAAUAUGGUAAGGACAGAGUCUUCAACACUCCCCUUUGUGAGCAGGGGAUUGUGGGGUUUGGUAUUGGUGCAGCUGUUGCUGGUGCCACAGCCAUUGCUGAGAUCCAGUUUGCUGACUACAUCUUUCCUGCUUUUGACCAGAUAGUCAAUGAAGCAGCCAAGUACCGCUACCGUUCUGGCAACAUGUUCGACUGCGGCAACCUCACCAUUCGGGCACCGUGGGGGUGUGUCGGCCACGGAUCACUUUACCACUCUCAAAGCCCCGAGGCCUUCUUCGCCCACUGCCCUGGCAUCAAGGUUGUGAUACCUCGUGGUCCAGUGCAGACCAAAGGGCUGCUCCUCUCCUGCAUCGCUGACCAGAACCCCUGCAUAUUCUUUGAGCCCAAGAUCCUGUACAGAGCAGCAGUGGAGCAGGUUCCUGUGGAGGCCUACACCAUCCCACUCUCACAGGCUGAGAUCCUACAGGAAGGAAGUGAUGUCACUCUGGUUGCCUGGGGGACACAGAUCCAUGUGUUGAGGGAGGUAGCCAAUAUGGCUCAAGAGAAACUGGGAGUGUCCUGUGAGCUCAUCGAUCUACAGACCAUACUGCCCUGGGAUGUUGAAACUGUUUGUAAGUCAGUGGUGAAAACCGGACGUUUGCUCAUCAGUCACGAGGCACCAAUAACCGGUGGGUUUGCUGCUGAAAUUAGCUCUACAGUACAGGAGGAGUGCUUCCUUAACCUGGAGGCUCCCAUCAGUAGGGUCUGUGGUUACGACACCCCCUUCCCUCACAUCUUUGAACCCUUCUACAUCCCAGACAAGUGGAAGUGCUUUGAUGCAAUCAAGAGGAUGAUCAACUACUGAACCCCUGUCAGAGCCAACUUCUGGUAGCCCUGGACUCCAUGCUCUCUCCUUCUCCUCUUCAUUCAUCUAAUCAGUGGAGAGCAGCCAGGAAAAGACACUUUGUUGACCAUCCAAUCAGGAAGCAGCAUCCAGAUGGGCUCCAUGUCCCUCUGUCUCUCUGUCCAGCUAAAUGACUGUUACAGUACCUCUGGAUGAGGGGACUUCAUUCUGUUGCAAGGGAAAAAUGACUUCAUACACUCUUUUCGGUGAAACAUACAACAUAAUGCACAUAAUUUAAUUUCCUCUUAAAUAGGAGCUGGAUACUGUGGGGAUUAUUUGGUUAAAUUUGUGACUGUCUGCCUCUCUGUGCUGUUACUUUCGGUUUAGUGUGUUCAACUCUGCUCUAAUCUUUAUUUAGUUUGACAUGAACUGGCCCUUAUUGUAUUAAUAUAAUGGAUCUGUGGUUUUUAAGGAAAAUAAAGUAAUCAUAAUUGGUGAAAACA